This is a messenger RNA of Pipistrellus kuhlii (Kuhl's pipistrelle), 489 nucleotides long. RefSeq names its product cofilin-1-like. Gene Ontology annotation, cellular component: actin cortical patch; cytoplasm; lamellipodium. Gene Ontology annotation, molecular function: actin filament binding. Gene Ontology annotation, biological process: actin filament fragmentation; cell motility; actin filament severing. NCBI's taxonomy places the organism in Eukaryota, Metazoa, Chordata, Mammalia, Chiroptera, Vespertilionidae. The record is from RefSeq and is a predicted model, not a curated record.
CAUGGCCUCUGGUGUGGCUGAGUCAUCAAAGUGUUCAAUGACAUGAAGGUAUGUAAGUCCUCGACAUCAGAGGAGGUGAAGAAGCACAAGAAGGUGGUGCUUUUCUGCCUGAGCGAAGACAAGAAGAACAUCAUUCUGGAAGAGGGCAAGGAGAUCCUGGCUGGUGAUGUGGGCCAGACAGUGGACAACCUCUACGCCACCUUCGUCAAGUUGCUGCCGGACAAAGACUGCCGCUAUGCUCUGUAUGAUGCAACCUAUGAGAUCAAGGAGAGCAAGAAGGAGGACCUGGUGUUUAUCUUCUGGGCCCCUGAGUCUGCGCCUCUUAAGAGCAAAAUGAUCUACGCCAGCUCCAAGGAAACAGGGAUCAAGCAUGAAUUAUAAGCAAACUGCUAUGAGGAGGUCAAGGACCACUGCACUCUGGCAGAGAAGCUGGGGGGCAGUACUGUCAUCUCCCUGGAGGGCAAGCCUUUGUGAGCCUCUCCAGCCCCU